Messenger RNA from Seminavis robusta, 717 nucleotides. The record is from the annotation of a GenBank genome assembly. NCBI's taxonomy places the organism in Eukaryota, Bacillariophyta, Bacillariophyceae, Naviculales, Naviculaceae.
AUGUUUCGUUCAAGACAGUUUCGAGGGAGACGACGUUGGAGAUGGUGGCGAAGGCGAGAAACGAGGAAGCAACGAGGGGUCUUGGCUCGACUCAUUGAUUGGUGGACGCGAAGACAAUUCUACACAUUUCACAAGGAUGAGAUCAUUACGCAAACGGAAACGUGUCCUUCGCCAUCACAGGUGGAACAGCAACCCCCACAGGAAGAUGUUGAUGAAUGGAACAAUGAAUCGGAAUCUGACGAUGCUGGCGACUUGACAUCCAACGACGACCAAGUCGAUGAAUACCGUUACGAUUACAACCAAUCUGACUCGGGCUCGGCCACUGAUGAAGGAGAAAUGUUAGAGACAAUUCAUGAAGAAGCUUCGUUGGAGGCUUCUCCGCCAAGAGUGCGCUCCAUACCAGUCGUCACUCCGUCACCGCCAACGAAGUUACAAACAGCAACAGACCCGAUUUCGCCGCCGUCGUCUCUAAAGAUAUAUCAAUCUGGCAAAGAGGACUCUGUCUCGGGUUCUUUGGAAAGUCUUGACUCAUUAGUCUCGUCUCAAUGGGACCCCGAAGAUGAUGCGUCCACAACAACUCCGCUCGUCACAAAUAUCUCUCAAACCACUGACGCCUUCUUUGUCGAACACGUCAAGUUUCUACAGAUACAGACCCAGCCACGAAAGGUAGAAGAAGUGUAUCAUAACGAAGAAGAGGAUGGGGCAAGUCAGGAGUAG